Oryza sativa Japonica Group (Japanese rice) is the source of this 872-nucleotide messenger RNA. Its product is annotated as pathogenesis-related protein PRB1-2. Gene Ontology annotation, cellular component: extracellular region. The record is from RefSeq and is a predicted model, not a curated record. Lineage: Eukaryota; Viridiplantae; Streptophyta; Magnoliopsida; Poales; Poaceae.
CUUAAUCUACCUUGUGUCCAAGAGCUUAAUUAGCUAGCACUAAUGGCGUGGUCAUCAUCAAGAAGCCCAGUAGCGUGGCUGUCACUCGCUGCAGUUCUUGCGCUGGCGGCGGCGCCGUCCAUGGCGCAGAACUCGCCGCAGGACUUCGUGAGCCCGCACAACGCGGCGAGGGCCAACGUCAGCGCGGCGGCGGCGGCGUGGAACGACACGGUGGCGGCGUACGCGCAGAGCUACGCGGCGCAGCGGCAGGGCGACUGCAAGCUGGUCCACUCGGACUCCGGCGGGAGGUACGGCGAGAACCUCUUCUGGGGCUCCGCCGGCGGAAACUGGACGGCGGCGAGCGCCGUGUCGGCGUGGGUGUCGGAGAAGCAGUGGUACAACCACACCAGCAACAGCUGCUCGGCGCCGUCGGGGCAGUCGUGCGGGCACUACACGCAGGUGGUGUGGCGCAGCUCGACGGCGAUCGGAUGCGCCCGCGUCGUGUGCAACGGCAGCCUCGGCGUGUUCAUCACCUGCAACUACUCGCCGCCGGGCAACUACAUUGGCCAAUCCCCCUACUAACGACUGUCCACAACGCAGGACGCAGCUGCACGCAGGACUAUCGUAUAUACUCCUAUGUAAUGUAAUCCUUCGUUUUAUUUUACAGUACUUCACAUGCAUAUAUAGUACCCUCGUUCGUCACCCGUAGCAUUUAGUAUAUAUACUACCUACAUCCCUCUAUGUCAAAUAAAAAAGAUCGGGGUAGUAUAUGGUUAUGUAUGUAUGUAUGUAUGUAUGUACAUGUGCCAGUGAGAAAAGCAUGUCAGAUUUGCCUUUGGGGGUUUAACUUGUACGUACAGUGAUUUUUUUUUCUAAAAGUAAUGGAAAGAAAU